This is a messenger RNA of Eurytemora carolleeae, 1772 nucleotides long. Its product is annotated as solute carrier family 35 member G1. Lineage: Eukaryota; Metazoa; Arthropoda; Copepoda; Calanoida; Temoridae. Bases 116 to 1234 code for a protein of 372 amino acids. The transcript has 16 exons. The record is from RefSeq and is a predicted model, not a curated record. Gene Ontology annotation, cellular component: membrane.
AUAAGCAUAACUGAUAUCAAAGUGUAGGAACUUAUCUGAAUAGUGUAGUACAGCCUUUUUUAAUCUUCUGUACAUACGAUAACAUAUAUUUAACAAGAAACAAAACAAAUCAAACAUGUAUUCAAAUUAUGACAAAAAUACUCAGGAGGAAUGUGAUAAAAUAGCGGACAGAAAUCAUCCUAUGGAAAUAGGACUGAUGCUGGAAAAAGAAGACGAAGAUAAUUCGAAGACGGAUGAAAUGAUGAAGAACAAUGAUGUAGAAGGGCUGAAAGAGGAGAAAAAAACAAAAUGUUAUAAAAAAAUAAUUGGUCUGGGGCUUAUACUAACACUUAUUAAGAUUAUUCUUUCUUCUCUUUCGGACUUAUUGGUUAAAAAACUAGAUAAUGUGCAUCCUAUUACUCUUCUAUUUUACAGGAGUUUAGCAAUGUUAUCCCUAAUAUUUCCUAUCUCUAUUGGAACGAACAAACCUCCUUUUCCUGCCGACACCAAACCAAAGGAGAGAUUUUUGUUAGUGUUAAGAGGUGUUCUUGGUUGUGUUGGAGCAAUGGCUGUAUUCUAUGCAUUACAACAUAUGCCUUUAGGUGAUCAGAAGAUGAUAAUAUCCUGCCGUCCUGUUCUCUCCAUCAUUUCAGCAAGAAUAUUUCUGAAAGAACCCUGUGGAAAAUUCGAGAUCUUGGCAACCCUCCUUAUGAUGAGUGGUGUGGUUCUUGUAAUUCAACCAGAUUUCAUAUUUGGAACAAUGGGACUAGGAGUUGAGAGAGACAGUGAAUUUUUCCUUGCAGCCAUUCUACUUUUGGCCAGUACUAUUCUAACUGCUAAUGUGUCAAUAAUACUCAGAUACCUGAGGAAGGAAAAUAUUGUGAGUAUCAUCAUUUCCAGAGAACUCCAAUACACCAUCUUAACAUUCAUGGUAGUUAGCAUAGUAGGUUUACCACUAGCUACGUUAGACACCUGGGAUAAACUAAGGGUUUUGACUAUGGCCUGUGUGACUUUGUCCUGCUGUGUCUUGAAUAUAUUAGCGUUAAAGCUGGAGCAGGCAAACAAAAUAGUUCUCAUGGACAGAUCAUCAGCUAUCGUUGUUGCAUUUACAAUACAGAUCGUUGUUUUUGGUGACUACCCUGGACUUCUCACAUGUAUUGGAGUUGGACUAGCUAUGUGUGCCAUUUUCUUGCUUGGAGUUAAGAAGAUAUUUCUUUCAAAGAAGCCAAAGGAAGAUUCUGUCCCAAGCGCAUAACAACAUUAUUUUUUGUACGCGUGUACUACACUUCAAAAAUGUGUAUAAAAGGGGUGUUAAAAGAUGUAAAUUUCAGUUUUUGAUAAUAUGAGAGAUAAUUAUGAUAUACAGAAAAUAAACACUCCCUUGCAGUAAAUAUUCUGCAGUAUGGAAUUUUUCUGCAACUUAACAUCACUCUUCCAACUAUUUACAAUAACAACAUGGUUAAUUUAAUUCUGCCCUUUAUAUCAAUCAAUCAUCAUUUGGGAUCGUAUCUGAUGGAAUUAAAUGGACCUCUGAGUUGUUAAAUUGGGUGAAAUUUUGUAGCGGAAAAUAAGAAAUAACCUUUUAUCGCAAAUCAGUUCUACAUUUUUUAACUAUGAAGAAAUAAAUGUGAUGCCUUACAUGAUACCUUAUGCACAAUGUUAAAAUAAGUUAUUUUGUUUUAUAUGUUCCAAGUUCAAAGGAUGAAAGUUAGAUUGGUAUGGGUGCCAUUGGAAACUUUAUAGAAGGUAUUUGUGUACUUUUAUACUGAAUGGAAAUAAAACUUGUGCAGGAA